Myiozetetes cayanensis is the source of this 4036-nucleotide messenger RNA. It is a transcript of the gene DEPDC7, whose product is annotated as DEP domain containing 7. The record is from RefSeq and is a predicted model, not a curated record. The transcript has 11 exons. Gene Ontology annotation, biological process: intracellular signal transduction. The coding region runs from base 2282 to 3931 and encodes 549 amino acids. NCBI's taxonomy places the organism in Eukaryota, Metazoa, Chordata, Aves, Passeriformes, Tyrannidae.
GUUUUCUUCCCAAGGCCAGUUAAACAAGCACUGUGCCUGUAGAAGACAGGGGGAAAAAAACCUGUCGUGAAUAAAAGUAACUACCCCAGUCUGUUAAAGAUUAAUGUAGUGGAGCUUCCAUCUUUGUCUUGGGCUGCAAAAAUGGUGGCUGAAUUAUUAAUUUACCAAAUUAGAAUAAGUGAAACCACGGAACUCUAGAGUGUGGUGAAGGGGCAUAAACCAAAAUAAAGCUUCCUUAGUGGGAUUGAAGAGUUUUUUUUUUAUACUGAAGCAAACUUAGGAAAAAAAUCAAUGAUGUACAAAUUACUUUUUUGCACAAAAACUUUGCUCUGUUUUGUUGCGUUUUAGGUGAUUGAUUCUGCACCCACACUUCAGUUCUUUUUCCCUUGAAGUAACAGUGAGGUCUUCAUCCCUUAACCUCUGACAGUGGAAAUCGAGCACUCAUGUGGCUGCAAGAGAAGAUGCACUAGGAAGGAACAAAGCCCUCCUUAGACUAUGAAUUAGCAAAAACAGGAAUGAAAGCAAUUGCGUAAUCUAUUAUUUGGUUUUUAAUUCCACUUUCUUUCUUUUAGUGUGGCCUCCCAUUCUGCACUGGGUUUGGUUUUUAUUCAAAUACAGUAUUUCUCUGAAGGGCAGGUUUUCUUUGAGAUGCUACUUCCAAAGUUUUGCUAGUAAAAAAAAAAAAAUCGGAGGCAAAAUUGGAUUGAGGCAUUUGUUUCUGAAAACAGCGAAGGGCUUUAGGAUCUCUGAAGUUCAGUGGCAUGUAUUGUAUUCAUAUAUUGUCGGAAUGAAAUGCUACUUUUUAAAAAGUCAGAUCUUACAGGCUGUCUUCCAAGUAAAUGAUUUCCAUAGGAAAUAUAUUUUAAAUAUUAUUUAAAUAUUUACUACUAUUUAAAACGAUUUUAAAACAGAAGAGCUAAUACUAUGGUCACAAAAUGUCAGUGUGUCAUCAACCAUUUCUUAUUUCGUUGCCAAGCACUUGACAUUUGGUCUCUCUUUUACCCUGUUACAUUACCUGUGCAUUAUAGAAUGCACAUCCUGCCAUAUUUUAUUGUUUAAGCUAAUAUGAACAUGUCAUUGGUAAUAAAUGCAUGUUUUCCUGCAUAUCUGCUCUACAUAUGGCAAAAAUGAAGCUAGGGCUAAUUAAGAGACACUUUAUGCAUUCUUAGUCCAGAUUUUCAGGUGGUCCAUAAUACAAUGUAUGGAAAUGUGAAAAAGGACAGUUUUGUACCAUUCAUGAUGUUAUUUACUGAACCCAUUAAAGUGAAAACACUUUUUAAACAAAAACCUUAUAAUGCUUAGUCAUUUAUUGUUACAGUAUCAAGCCUCGGAAAGUUAGAUUGUUGGAAACAAAUUGGCAGUUUAGAUUACUUUUUCUGACUGCAGUGUGGAGAAGAACAGUUCCAGGGUUUGGGGUUGUUUUUCCACUAUAUUGCAUGAAUUGAGCAUGUCUGGUUGAUCUGGGAUUUUUCCAGUUACGGGUUCUGAAUGUUCUGAAUUAAUUUUCACAAUGUAUUUGCCAGGUCUUAAACUGCUGGUGAUGAGUGAGGGUAAGAUAGAGAAUACUGCUGUAAUUCAAGUGGGUUUUACCUACAGUAUUUUCACUUGUUCUAUUUCUUGCUAAAUUAGAAUAUCAUCUCUAUGCAUCUGUGGGAAGAAAUGGUUACUCCAGAGAGUUUUGUUAUAUUUUUUCCCCCACGGGUGACAAUGAAUUACUCUGGAUAGUCUUAAAGCUGUUUUUCCUUCAGACAGAGGGCUGAAUCUCACGCUGUGAAUAUUGUCCAUAAGAUCUAUGGCUGGAGAACAAGGAGAAUCUGAAGGGCUGGAAUAUUUUCUUUUUUUUUUAAUGGCUCUCUGUAUAAGUUGCUUCCCAAACCAAGAUGAGUAUAAAGUGAGUCAUUUGCCCAUGAAGUUGAUUGUUGUUUUCUCAAAACAAAACAAAACAAAACAAAAACCACAACAAAACAAACAAACAAAAAACCACUUUGGGAAGCAAGUAGGCAGAAAAUGUCCUGUUGCAGGGUGGAAGCUGAAGAUUUUGAUACUGUGUUUCAGAUAUGUUAUAAUUUUAUGAAGGGUUGUUGUUGUUUUAUUUUUAAAAGUAAAAGCAAGGCAAGAAGCUGAAUGUACACACUUUUUAAAAGAGAGCAUCAGCUCCUGCUGUCAGCAGUUUGGGGAAAAUGAAGUACAGAAACGUGUCUUAAAAUUCUUUCUGUUUGAUCUCUCACAAGAAUACAGCACUAAAUACAGAGAACAAGGUGUUUAUAAAGGACAAAAAUAAAUGUGCAACGUCCAGCAACUUUGUUUAAACAGCCAGAGAGGUGGUUUGACCACAGUCAGUGGACUUUGUACUAAAGGAGUUGAAGAGAAUGCUCACGUGUUCUGGGAGAAUCCAAGUGUUGCAAUUCUGGAACCAACUGGUUUAAAAAAACCCCACCAACCAGGCUUUAGCUUGGCUCAGAAGCCGUUUGGAGCGACGUACGUCUGGAGCAGCAUUAUCGGCGCUCUCCAAACCCAAGUGGAAGUGAAGAAGCGCCGCCAGAACCUGAAGUGCUACCACGACUGCUUCAUUGGCUCGGAUGCUGUGGAUGUGGUGUUUGCCCAUCUCCUGCAGAACAAGUAUUUCGGGGAUGUGGACAUUUCCCGCGCCAAGGUGGUGCGCGUGUGCCAGGCGCUGAUGGACUACAAAGUGUUCGAGGCUGUUUCCACGAGGGUCUUCGGGAAGGACAAGCGCUCUGUGUUUGAGGACAGCAGCAGCAGCCUCUACAGGUUCACAAAUGCCUCGAGCCAAACAGAACUUGAUAAAGACUACCUGCAGUGCACCCCACAAAGACACGAAAAGAGCAUGUUGUUCCACUCCACUCCUGUCAAACCGGAAAACUUGGAGGAUCUUUGGGAAAACCUGAGUCUAAAGCCUGCAAAUACCCCUCAAGUAAACAUCUCGGAUAGUUUGUCCCGUCGAGUCAUUAAUGAAGUGUGGCAGGAGCAAACAAUCGCUCGGCUGCUGCAGCUGGUCGACCUUCCCCUCCUGGAGUCUCUGCUGGAGCACCAAGAGAUCAGACCUCAGCUCCCCCAGCCAAGGAAGGGAGCUGGGUAUGUCAUCACCAGCAACUACCUGGACAGAGAGAUUCUCAAGGCUUUCAGUGACUCGCAGACAGACGAAUGGCUCUCGGCAGCAAUAGAUUGCUUGGAAUACCUUCCGGAUCAUAUGGUGGUAGAUAUCAGCAGGAACUUGCCUGAUCAGCCAGAUCAGGCAGACACGUGGAAGCUGCUGCUGUUUGACAAUAUUGGUAGAUACUACAGCCAAAAAAAGGAGCCGCUGUUGAGCCACGCACCUGAAAUCCAUCUAGGAAUUGCAGAACUAUUAGUGAAUGGGAAGAUGGAGCAAUCUUUAGAAGCUCUUCAGCUGUAUUUGAAACUUCUGGACAGCCAAGUCAGGGAGGAGUUCAGGAGACUGUUGUACUUCAUGGCUGUUGCAGCACACAGUUCUGAGCUCAAACUGCAGAAGGAGAGUGACAACAGGAUGGUCGUGAAAAGAACAUUCUCCAAAGCUAUUAUCAACAAUAAAAACUUAUCCAGAGGGAAAACUGACCUCCUGAUCUUGUUCCUGGUGGACAACCAAAGAGAUGUGUUAAAGAUCCCAGGGACACUGCAUAAGAUGGUCAGCAACAAACUGCUGGCUCUGCAGAAAGGCCAGGAUCCCAGUAAGAUAACAGGCUACACCUUUUGCCAAAAGCUCGAUGAAAGAGAGUAUCGCUCCAAUACGGAGAAGACCACAAAAGAUGAGCUGUUGUCCCUGUUGAAAGCGAUUGAUGAAGACUCAAAGCUCUCUGACAAAGAGAGAAAGAGACUGCUAGAUCAGUUUCAUAGCAGCAAUCCAAGUAUUUUUAUGCAGUAUUUUGGAGAUAGAGUUACUAAUAUGUGUGUGUGAGGCUUUAAAUAUAGAUUACUUUGUAUACUCCAGCAUUGAAAACACUAAUAUAUUUGUAAAUUUUUGUAUUCAUGUAUUCUGCCUAAUAAAAUUAUUUUGUGGAAA